AUGGAACCUGGUGACACCAUCAUUGACGGCGGAAACGAGUGGUACGAGAACACCGAGCGCCGAAUCCACGAGGUCUCGGAAAAGGGCCUCCUCUACCUUUGGAUGGGCAUGUCGGGGGGCGAAGAGGGUGCCCGUAACGGCCCUUCUCUCAUGCCCGGGGGAUCCUAUCAGGCCUACACCAAUAUCCAGGACAUACUCAAAAAAGUUGCCGCCCAGGUAAAAAACGAUGGGCCGUGCGUCACCUAUAUCGGCGAGGGCGGCUUGGGGAACUUCAUGAAAAUGGUCCACAACAGGAUUGAGUUUGGCGACAUGCAGCUCAUCUCGGAGGCCUACGAUGUGUUGAAGAACGUUGGGGGGCUAUCAAACCAGGAACUUACGGAGAUCUUUGCGGAGUGGAAUAGAGGGGAAUUGGAGAGUUUCUUGAUUGAGAUUACUGCAGAUAUAUUCAGGGUUAAGGACGAACAUGGAGAUGGGGAUUUGGUGGAUAAGAUUUUGGAUAAGACCAGAAUGAAAGGAACCGAGAAAUGGACUGUCCAGCAGGCAGUGGAGCUCACAGUUUCGGCAAUCACCUCCGACAUCUCAACUCCGAUUCCGAGAACUCCGAUCGGAGUCGAACUCCGAUUCCAAUCGGAGUCGGAAUCGGAGGUGGUUUUGACAUCCGACUCAAGUCGGAGUCGGAGGUCGGAUGUGGGCAUUUCGACUCCGUUGGAGUCGGAGCCCACCCCUACAUGCAGAGAGUAA
Molecule: messenger RNA, 741 nt
Organism: Carya illinoinensis
Lineage: Eukaryota; Viridiplantae; Streptophyta; Magnoliopsida; Fagales; Juglandaceae
Product: 6-phosphogluconate dehydrogenase, decarboxylating 1, chloroplastic-like
Exons: 1
Coding region: 1-741 (246 amino acids)
Biological process (GO): pentose-phosphate shunt, oxidative branch; pentose-phosphate shunt
Cellular component (GO): cytosol
Molecular function (GO): phosphogluconate 2-dehydrogenase activity; phosphogluconate dehydrogenase (decarboxylating) activity; NADP binding
Source: RefSeq, a predicted model, not a curated record